GCAAGUUCCCCGGGAGCGGGCAGCUCAAUUGCUGCGAGCUGCCCACCACCUCCAACAUAUUCCAGGGGCUCGUUGCCGAGCUCCUCUCCCGGGGUCCUGCCCGAGGGACGGGGCUCUCCCCGCUCCAUCGCCCCCGGGCAGAGGAGCCGCGGGUGGAGGCAGAACCCCCGCUCCAGGGGCGCUGCCCCCGCACCCCGCCGUGCUGGGCCUCGCACGGCAGCGGGGCUGGAGGAGGAGGAGCAGCGAGGAGGCUGGUCCGGGCGGCGGGGCCGCGGGGAAGGAGGAAGAGCGCGGCGGGAGGAAGAGCCAGCGGGUGAGCCCGGCCGGUGGGUCCGGGCAGGGCGGUGGGUGCUGCCCGACCCCCAGCUGCCGCCCCGACGGGCAGCGGGUGCAGGCAGGGCUGAAACCUCAGCUCGCCGCCCCCAGCACCCCGAAGAGCCGCAGGAGCCCCAAAUCAUGUCUGCAAGGGACGGCUGGAGCCCCCCAGAGUGAGGAGUGUCUGGACCCACAGCUUCUCCUAGCUUCCCCCCGAUCCUGCUCCUGGCCGUGGGGCACCUAAUCCCCACGAGCAUUACCUCGGUAGCUGAUUGUCACCCACUGGGACCUCCAGCUGCAAGCUCGCUCAGAGCGCAGCCAGAGUCCUGCGGUUUCGGAGGAUGGCGGCAGCAAGCUGGUACCACCGGGACAUCAGCCGGGUGGCGGCGGAGGAGCUGCUGGCCAAGGCCGGGCGGGAUGGCUGCUUCUUGGUGCGGGACAGCGAGUCGGUGUUGGGGGCAUAUGCCCUCUGCCUCCUGUUCCAGCGGCACGUCCACACCUACCGCAUCCUCCCCAAUGACAAGGGGCUGCUCUCUGUCCAGACCAUCCAGGGCAUCCAAGCCAAGUGCUUUCGCACCCUACCUGACCUGAUCGGCGCCUACCAGCAUCCCAACAACGGGCUGGUGACACCCCUGCUCCACCCUGUGCACUGCACAAGGCAGGCAGCUGACGACGACUCGGACGGGGAGGAUGGCCGAGGCGGGGGGCACACGGUGAGCGCAGUGCCGGCCGGGGGAGCCAGGACAGGUGGGUGUCUCAGUGUUCCCAUCGCCGGCCGGACCCACAUCUCACAGCAGCUGCACCAGAGGCUGCAGGAGCAGAUCCACAGCAGCCCAGCCAGCGACUUCAUGGGCUUCAUGGCCGAGUACCUGAGCCACCACCUGCAGCUGGACCUGGAGGCUCUGCGCCACGGCCACCCGCAGCUCCGCCACCUCAGCACUGCGCUCGUCACCGCCUGCCGGGCACUGCAUAGCGAGAUCGACUUCACACUGGCAGGUCUGGAGACACUGGCCAGGGUGUUUGACCCCUCUGCGUCCACUCAGAGCCUGGCCAGCGAGCAGGGUCUCCUGACCAGUGAUCCAGACCUUGAGCUGCUCCUUAACAAGAUAUCCACAGUCAACCAUCUCCUCUCUUCGCUGGAGAAGAAGGUGCUCAAGUCACUGCAGGAGACGGUGUCGAGGCACAACCUGUCACUGCCCAGUGAGGUGACAGCCCCCGCUCCGGCCACCAAACCCCUGGCUGUGCAGAGCUUUGAGGUGAAAGCAGGCAAGUCACAGCGGGCAGCCCUGACAGUGGACGUGGAGUCGGGCACGGUGACCAUCACCAAGAAGGGCAGCGGGUCCCCAGAGGAGACCAUCCCACAGAACAAAAUUCUGCAGCUGAUCAAGUACCAGAGUGUGCAGAGCAAGGUGAGGCUGGUGUAUAACCGGGAGCCACAGAGGAGCCUCAGCAGAGACUUUGUCUUCCCCAGUGCACGGAAGCGAGAGGCCUUCUGCCAGCUGCUGCAGCUGAUGAAGAUCCAGCACUCCAACCUGGAUGAGCCUGACCUCAUCUCGGUGUAUGUUGGGACGUGGAACAUGGGCAGCACCCCGCCACCCCGCUCCCUAGCCUCCUGGCUGACCUCGAGGGGCUUGGGGCGCACGCAAGAUGAGACCACCACCUGCAUCCCCCACGACAUCUACGUCAUCGGCACCCAGGAGAACUCCCUGGGUGACCGUGAGUGGGUCGAGUUCCUCCGCGCAUCGCUCAAGACCCUGAUGUCCAUCGACUACCGCGUGGUGGCUCUACAAUGUCUCUGGAGCAUCAAGAUGGUGGUUCUGGUGAAACCCGAGCACGAGCGGCGCAUCAGCCACGUCCACACCUCCAGCGUGAAAACCGGCAUUGCCAACACGCUGGGGAACAAGGGAGCUGUGGGCGUCUCCUUCCUUUUCAAUGGGACCUCCUUUGGCUUCGUCAACUGCCACCUGGCCUCGGGCAGUGAGAAGACUCACAGGCGUAACCAGAACUACAGUGACAUCCUGCGCUCCCUGGUCCUAGGUGACAAGCAGCUCAGUGCCUUUGACCUCACCCUGCGCUUCACCCACCUCUUCUGGUUCGGGGACCUCAAUUACCGCCUGGACAUGGACGUGCAGGACAUCCUUGCCCAUGUAACCAAGAAGGAGUUUGACGCCCUCCUGGCUGUCGACCAGCUCAACCUGGAGCGGGAGAAGAACAAGGUGUUCCUGCGAUUCCGUGAGGGCGACAUCUCCUUCCCACCCACGUACCGGUACGAGCGGGGUUCCCGUGACACCUACAUAUGGCAGAAGUUCAAGCCCACGGGGGUGAGGAUCAAUGUCCCCUCGUGGUGUGACCGCAUCCUGUGGAAGUCACACCCGGAGACCCACGUGGUCUGUAACUCCUACGGCUGCACCGAUGACAUUGUGACCAGCGACCACUCACCCGUUUUCGCCACCUUCGAGGUGGGAGUGACGUCGCAGUUUGUGCCCAAGAAGGCCCCCGGCUCUGGCCCCGAGCCCCUGGCCUGCAUCGAGUGGGAGAGCAUCGAGGUGAUCAUCAAAACCACCAGCCGCAGCAAGUGCUACAUUGAGUUCCACUCCUACUGCCUGGAGGAGGUCCAGCGGAGUGGGGAGAACACGUCCCAGAGCUGCGACAUCCCUGGAUUCCUCAAGCUGGGCUGGUCUGCAAAGCAUCUGCCCGUGCUGAACCCCAUCCUGCCAGACCUGGAGUACCUGGGGGACCAGCACCUGCUUCUCAGUGUCAAGGGUGUGGAGAGCUACGAGUCCUAUGGUGAGUGCUGCAUCGCCAUGAGGUCCCUGAUCAGCAGCUUGGCCCAGCAGUUCGAGACCUUCCUGUCCCACCGCGGCGAGGAGACGGGCUCCAUCCGCGGCUGGGUGAAGGUGUGUGUCCCCACCGACAGGCGCAGCACCCGCGAGAGGCUCUAUGAGUGGAUCAGCUUUGAGGAGGAGGAGGAGGAUGCUGAGCCGGUGGCAGACACCCCACCAUGCCCCACACCCCCCCCAAAGCACCCCAGGAGCCGACCACGGAGCCUCCCAGAGCCGGCUGCCGGUUACACCAACCCCGCUUACUUCAUCUUUGAGGGGGUCCCCAGCACCUGGGCACCGACCCCCACUGCCGGUGCAGCCCACAACCAGCAGUCAGAGAGCCCAGCCGGGGGCCAGCGGCACUGGAGCCCCCUUGGGGCACGGGUCCCCUCGCCCUCAGAGGGAGAGCAGGGGAGUAGCCGGCCCCACUGUGUGCCGGGGGGCAUGUCCCGUAGGUGCCCGCUCAGUCCCCCUGGCAUGGGCCAGCUGAACAGACCCAAAUCGGCCGUCCUGAUGAGUGACACGGCGGCGCUGGGUGACUGCUCGCUGACAGCACUGCACAUGGCCACCUGCCUGAGCCAGCUGGACCGAGUGGCCCUCAAACACGGCAGGGACAGCCAGAAGACCCUCCUGCGCCAGACCCACAGCGCCCUAGAGCCACCGCCACGGCCGUGCUGGGAGGUGCUGAGGUGCACACGGGAUGCUCACCAGCAUUGCCACCCCAGAGAGUGGCCCUGUGACAGGGGUGAGUGGUCCCAUGGCGUUGGCAGGUGCCUGGGCCACCCUGGCUCGCGGCAGGACAUGGAAGGGCUGCAGGAGCGCGGCUGGGACCACCCGGAGAUGUUCAGAGACAUCACAGAGCAGGAUGUGCUGGACACGGUGAUGCUCAGCCCGACCCAGCCCCAGCUCGACCCCAGCAGCCUCAACGAGGGCACAGUGGUGAGUGUGCCACCGAGACCUGACCUGAGACCCAGCACCUAAGCCGGAUGCCAGCACCCGCCUGCACUCAGCUCCCAACGUGUCCACCCUCACCAGUAAGCAAUUGGUGUUUCUCGGUUGGAAAGUCUCAGGAUGCUCUUACAGCCAUCAGGACAGUCAGACACUCUCUGGGUCUCUCUGUCUCCAUCCUCCCUCCCCGAAGUGAUGGAAGGAUGACACUGAGCCUCACCAGAAAGGGGGGACGGGGGACACAGGAGAUGCUGAGGCCAGUUGGGAAGUGGGGACUGCUGGGUGCUUUGGACCUCAAGGCUCAGCCUACAAGAGCACAGCGGCACCUGUGGCCAGCCCAGCCCUGCACACCCUUGUGCCUUUGGCCUCAGUGGCUGCUCCCUCCUCACCAGGCUCAGCCCUGGCUGGACACCAUUCCCACGGGACUUUCUCCUACAGCAGCUGCUCCUGAGGCGGCGGUGCCGCUGCCUUGCGAGAUCCCCUUGCUGUGCCCAUCCAGAAUAAAUCCUCAGGGACACCAGG
Molecule: messenger RNA, 4607 nt
Organism: Columba livia (rock pigeon)
Lineage: Eukaryota; Metazoa; Chordata; Aves; Columbiformes; Columbidae
Product: phosphatidylinositol 3,4,5-trisphosphate 5-phosphatase 2-like
Exons: 29
Coding region: 657-4118 (1153 amino acids)
Biological process (GO): regulation of immune response; phosphatidylinositol dephosphorylation; negative regulation of insulin-like growth factor receptor signaling pathway
Cellular component (GO): cytosol
Molecular function (GO): inositol-polyphosphate 5-phosphatase activity
Source: RefSeq, a predicted model, not a curated record